This is a messenger RNA of Cylas formicarius (sweet potato weevil), 2073 nucleotides long. RefSeq lists its product as uncharacterized. The record is from RefSeq and is a predicted model, not a curated record. The annotation marks the transcript as partial. The transcript has 3 exons. Lineage: Eukaryota; Metazoa; Arthropoda; Insecta; Coleoptera; Brentidae.
AUGUCAAACUUCCGUAGCUUCAAAAUAAGAGAGACAUCACUUUGCAUGUACUGUGACAUCGUAGAAGAUAGGGUGGAACAUACGUUGUUCAUAUGUCCAAGGUGGCAAGAGCAACGCAAUAAAGCUGAGCAAUUAAUAGGCAACACACUGACAAUACAAAACAUCGUGCAGCUGAUGCUAGAAUCCGAUAGAACUUGGAGCUGCGUUUCAGAACUCUCAAGAUCGAUCCUGACAGAUGAACAACAACUAAAAACCAGAGGAAAAAUCCCCGGUUACGACCUUCUGGGAGCCACUUACCAUCACGCUUAUGGCAAUGCCACAUACGCUCGACGCAGCAUUGAAAAUGCCCAUCUCAUAUCCUGUAGCACACAGAACAACAUUCACUCCGUUGUAACAAAGAUUGGAGAUAUACAUAUAACAAACAUUUACAAGCCUCCAAAAAUGCUUUGGCCACCACAGGUUACAGACUGGCGCCCACACCCAGCUGUCUACCUAGGAGACUUUAAUAGUCACAACCAGGAAUGGAAAUAUAGCAAAAACGACGAAAAUACUCUGGUGGUUUGGGCAGAGAGAAACCAACUUUUUCACGUUUUCGAUGCUAAAGCCAAGGGCACCUACAGGUCCGCUGCGUGGAAGCAGGAAUACAACCCUGAUUUGUGCUUUGUGACAAGAGACCAGUACCAUAAACCUGUACCAACUAGAAGAAAAGUGCUCGACAACUUCCCUCAUAGCCAGCAUAGACCCAUUAUUUACGAAAUAGGUAUCCAAGUUCCACUAAUCACAUCUGUCCCUCGACCACGCUGGAAUUUUGGCAGAGCUAACUGGACCUCCUUUGCCAUUGAGCUUGACAAGUGCCUCCGCUGGAUUCCACCGACGCACAAAAAUUACGAUAGGUUCAUUGGUGCCGUCAUCUCUUCUGCUAAGAAACAUGUUCCAAGGGGCUAUCGCAAAGAGUACGUUCCUGGUUGGAACGAAAAUAGCGACCGUCUCUACCAACAACUCCUUGACAGCGGCGACGGUGAGAUAGCAGAUGAACUCCUCCACAGCCUGGACAAAGCUAGAAGGGAUAAAUGGACAAGCACAGUCGAGUCACUGGACUUCAAAAAAUCGAGCCGCAAAGCGUGUCGCCUCCCACAUAGUCAAUACUUCAGGGGGAAAAGCAUCAAGCAAUUCACGACUAACAUUAAGAAGCAGCUGAAGCACCUAAAACUGACCAGCCCGAAAGAAUCAACAUUCUCCUGCCCCUUUACUAUAGAGGAAGUGAACACAGCAAUCAAAGCCACAAAGAGCGGCAAAGCACCUGGACUGGAUGGCGUCCACCCAGAGUUUUUGAUACACUGUGGAAAGUCAGCAAGAACAUGGUUGUCGAAUUUUUACACCAGUAUAUUACAAUCAGGACAAAUCCCAAAAAAGCUGAAACAAACCAACAUAAUUGCAAUCCUAAAGCCUGGAAAAGCUGCCGACAAGCCGGAAAGCUACCGCCCCAUUGCACUGCUGAAUGCAAUAUAUAAACUUCUUGAACGACUUGUUCUUGAUAGAAUCAACCCAGUACUGUCCUGCCACAUCCCAAUAGAGCAGGCAGGAUUUCGACCAGGGCGCAGCACAACAGACCAAGUUUUAGCUCUUACAACUUACAUAGAAGGUGGCUACCAAAGGAAACUGAAGACCUCAGUGGCAUUUAUAGACUUGACGGCAGCAUACGACACGGUCUGGAAGGAUGGUCUGCUCUUCAAAUUGCUAAAAGUAAUCCCAUGCAAAACAAUAUAUCGAUUAAUGAACAACAUGCUUAGUAGUAGAUGCUUCGCGGUCUCCAUGGGAAGUGCAAAAAGCUCUAAUAGGACCCUAAACAACGGACUUCCACAAGGAUCUGUACUCGCCCCAACUUUAUUUAACCUGUACAUAUCAGAUAUGCCACCUACCCAAAGUCAAAAAUUCGGGUAUGCGGAAGAUUGGGCAAUUGCAACCAGGGACAAGUCAAUGAAAACUACCGAGCGCGUACUCACAGAGUACCUUGCGACACUAGGGGAAUUCUUUAGGUCGUGGCGACUUAAGCCGAAUCCGAACAAGACAGAG